AUGCACCUCCCGCCCACAGGCGCGAUCUACGCCAUUUACUACACUGGACUUGCAGUCUUCGCAAUCCCAGUCAAUUUAACAGCGAUUGUGAUCCUGUCGCGAGGAAAGUGCGGUCUCUCCAAAUGUAUCUCUCGGUACCUGCUGUCCAUGUCGGUGACGGAUCUCCUGGUUAUUAUCACGGCAGUGUUACUAAACCGGGUUCCUGGCAUUUAUUUCCCAGGUACAUUCCUGUCCAUUACUCCCGUAUGUAGUCUAAGCAUCGCACUCAUCUAUGCGGUCAGAGAUUGUUCCGUCUGGUUAACCGUCUCUUUCACCUUUGAUCGGUUUGUGGCCAUUUGCUGCCAGAAACUGAAAACAAAAUAUUGCACCGAAAGGACGGCAGCCGUGGUCAUCGGAACAGUUUGUGUCUUGGGCUGCCUCGUCAACAUUCCCUGGUACUUCUUACACGAACCGGUCUACAUAAUUGACAACGUCCCUUGGUAUUGCAAAAUGAAAGAUCUGCGAUAUUCCUCGCCCAUGUGGGCAGCUUUUCAUUGGCUCGACCGCAUUUUAACCCCUUGCCUCCCGUUCUUCCUCGUGCUUCUGUUCAACGUUUUGACCGUCAGACACAUUCUCGCGGCGAGUCGAGCCCGGAAGAGGCUCCGUGCACAGAGUAACGGGGAGAAACAGAAAGACCCGGAGAUGGAGAGCCGGAGGAAGUCCAUCGUGUUACUCUUUGCCAUCUCUUGCAGUUUCAUCCUUCUAUGGUUGACGUAUGUCGUCUAUUUCAUCUACGACCGAUUUACCGUCGAUAAAAUCCUUAGUUUUCCUGUAUUGAUUGCCGCAGAAUGUGCGAAUAUGUUUCAGCUUUUGAGUUCUUGUACAAACACGUUCAUUUAUGCAGUGACUCAGAGCAAAUUCAGAGAGCAAUUAAAGAUGUUUGUGUUAUCUCCUCUGACUUUAAUACGUAAACUUGUUUCGCGUUGA
Messenger RNA from Leucoraja erinaceus (little skate), 966 nucleotides. Its product is annotated as probable G-protein coupled receptor 139. The record is from RefSeq and is a predicted model, not a curated record. Gene Ontology annotation, molecular function: G protein-coupled receptor activity. The transcript has 2 exons. NCBI's taxonomy places the organism in Eukaryota, Metazoa, Chordata, Chondrichthyes, Rajiformes, Rajidae. Gene Ontology annotation, cellular component: membrane. Gene Ontology annotation, biological process: G protein-coupled receptor signaling pathway. The coding region runs from base 1 to 966 and encodes 321 amino acids.